AUGAAAUCGCUUAGUUUACAACGUCGUUUAAAACAAACUCAACAUUAUCACUUUAUAGAUGUUAAUGAAAAAUUAUUGAAAGCAAAUGAAUUUAAUAAUCAAGAUGAAAAUAAUUUCAGUGCUGGUUCUAUUCUCAUUGCAAUUGUUGCUUUAAGUUGUGCUAUAAUUCUUGUACUCUUAGGCAUUACAGUAUAUGUUUGUGGUCGUCGUGGAUUUCAAAACUUUCGUCAGAACAAUAACAAUAACAAUACUCAUAUAAAUGGUCGAAUUCAAUAUUUAACACGCAAUCACAAUUCAUUGAACAGUAUCAAGUUGACUAAUGAAAAAGUUAACUGGAAAAAUAUAUUGAAUUCCGAGUCAAAUACAGUUCAUAUUAAUAGUAAUUGUGAUAAUGAAUCGUAUAAUCCACAUGUUCUACCUACACCGACUAUGACAUUAUAUCCUAAUAAAUCAAUACUAAUCGAUAAGGACAGCGAAAGUGUUUUACGCUAUCAUCUUAAUUCAAACGAAUCCACAAUAUUGAACAAUGAAAAUAAUCCUUAUGUUGAUCAAACAGAUUCUGUACAUUUAAAAUCAAUAAUAAUUGGACAGAAUCAAUUCAAACAUAGGCGACCACAACAAGAACAACAGGAUUAUCAAACAAAUCACGAAGGUUAUACAACAUUUCUACCACUUAGUGAACGAUCAUCUUCAAAUUGUCAUCCAAAUUAUACAACAUUACCAUUAGAAGCUAAUCAUUCAAGCUAUGUAUCAAUGCCAAUAUCAUUAUUGUCUAAUGAUGAGUUCAAACAAAACUGCGAAAAGGGUUGGACAUUGAGUGGGUGUAUAUUACCGCAAUAUAAUCAGUAUGAACAGAAAAUUAUUUCUUUUAUAAAUUCUAACGAAUAUUCAAAACAAAGUCAUGAAAGGAAGCAUUCAGAAGAACAUAAGUUUGAUGGUCAAUCGAAUCCAAGUAAAGUUAACAAUGAUAACUUAACAGUGACUCCCAUUUUAUCGGUCCAUACCUCAACAACUAAUACUAAUGCAGCAGCUGAUAAUAAUAUAAAUUCUACAGAUACUACUGAUAUGGUGAAUAGUAAUAUAAUCACUAAUAAUAAAACUAAUGCUAUUCCUUUUACACAAUCAUUGAAAAUGAAAAAAUCUCAUAAAUUGCAAUUUGAUGAUUCGUUUAACUUAGUUAAUAAUCACGUUGACAAUAAUUUAGUUGAUUGUACAUUGAACAAAAAACAUGCGAAAAGUUUAAAUGAAAUGAAUCAUUUAAAAACUGCUCGUAGUUGGGAAUAUAUUGUAAUACCAGAAAUCGAUCAACCACUGUCUCCGCUUUCAUCAAAUAUUAUGGAUCAUAACAUAACAAAGGAACAACAACAUAAAGCAUCUUGGAUUCCAAUUGCAUCAAGUAAGCUAAGCACAAUUUCAUCCGUUCAAAAACCAAUAAUACAUGAUAUGAAUCAUGAUUCUUCAGAUAAUCAACCACUCAAUAAUACUGAUUCAUCAAAAUAUAUCACUAAUAAAAAUUCCACUCAUUUACAAACAUUUCAUCAACCAGUGAACUCCAACUCAUCCAUAUUACAUUUAUAUAAUGCACAGAAUAUUCCAGAUUACAAUUCAUCUAGAAUAACAACAAAUCAACCAAUCAUGGAUGAACAAAUCAAUCAAUCCAAUGACAAAUUUAAUUUAUACUCACAAGGUCAAUCGAUCACACCAGUGAAUCUGAUUGACUUGAUGGAUAAACGAAUCUGUUGCACAAAAUCAUGUGACUGUGGAAAAAUAACAAAUAAUUCAUUAAUGAAUCAUUCUCAGUACCCAAUGAAUAUGAUGAAUCUACAACAUCCAUAUUCGGAUCAAGAACAAAAUAAUCAGAAUAAUUCACCAGUCACAACUGAUUUUGUUUAAAUGAAUCUAUUCAUGCAAAUGAUUCUUGCUUGUUUCUUUUUUCUACAGAAUGUCCAAAUAAAACAAUUGAUGUUAAACGAACAUCGAAUGAAUCAUUGCGUUUAAUCAGAUUAUGUAACAUGAUUACCUAUGUUAGUCCUAUACUAAGUGGAAUUACGAAAUCCGAUGAGCGUGAGAGAACCUUGUACUAAAAAAUUUGGAAUUAAAACAGUUCACUGUCCUUGUAAUAUAUUCCUAUUCCAAAU
This is a messenger RNA of Schistosoma turkestanicum, 2138 nucleotides long. Lineage: Eukaryota; Metazoa; Platyhelminthes; Trematoda; Strigeidida; Schistosomatidae. The record is from the annotation of a GenBank genome assembly.